Messenger RNA from Oncorhynchus gorbuscha (pink salmon), 3672 nucleotides. Its product is annotated as noelin-like. The record is from RefSeq and is a predicted model, not a curated record. NCBI's taxonomy places the organism in Eukaryota, Metazoa, Chordata, Actinopteri, Salmoniformes, Salmonidae. Gene Ontology annotation, biological process: signal transduction. Bases 424 to 1881 code for a protein of 485 amino acids. The transcript has 6 exons.
AGGCGGACUGAGGGCGUGAACGAAAGAGGAAGGGAGAACGGGAAAGCCACCAGAGCGCGGGACAGCACAGAGAGAGAAAGCCCUGUCAAUUGAAUUGAAAGAGAUAGGCCUGUCCAUCCAGAUUUCUCCAUCUCUAACCCACUCCUCAAUCUCACUUUUUCACGACUUUCGGGUCUGUCCGAUUGGUUAUCGAGGGUUUAUUCUCGUUAACGUGAUCCAUACCUGCCCCGAGGUUUUUUUCCAGCUCCGAACCAUUCCGCCAUUCACCAGUGAUGACCAAGAAACGACCGACCGAAACGGGGCUACGGGUGUUACACCAGCAGGCUGUGGCUUCACCGGGCAACAUGGCUUGCCUUGCUCGUUUCUCACCGGAUUGUGCUGAAAUAGAAUGCAGCUAAUUUGGGUUAAACACAGAGUGAAGAGAUGUCGGUACCGUUGUUGAAGAUCGGUGUGGUGCUGAGCACUAUGGCGAUGAUCACUAACUGGAUGUCGCAGACGCUGCCCUCCUUGGUGGGGCUCAACACCACCAAGAUCACCGCGGAGAGGGCAGGCUACCCGGACAGGAGCACCGGAGUGUUGCCAGCGAACCCAGAGGAGUCGUGGCAGGUGUACAGUUCAGCCCAGGACAGUGAGGGGAGGUGUGUGUGCACCGUGGUGGCACCGCAGCAGUCCAUGUGUUCACGAGAUGCCCGCACCAAACAGUUGAGGCAACUGCUCGAGAAGGUCCAGAACAUGACCCAGUCCAUCCAGGUGCUGGACCAGCGGACACAGAGAGACCUGCAGUACGUGGAGAAGAUGGAGGUGCAGCUGAGAGGUCUGGAGACCAAGUUCAGACAGGUGGAGGAGAACCACAAGCAGAACACUGCCAAGCAAUACAAGGCCAUAAAAGCGAAAAUGGAGGAGCUUAGGCCGUUGAUACCAGUGUUGGAGGAGUACAAGGCCGAUGCCAAAUUGGUAUUGCAGUUUAAGGAAGAGGUCCAGAACCUGACGUCAGUUCUAAGCGAGCUCCAGGAGGAGAUGGGAGCCUAUGACUACGAGGAACUCCACACCAGAGUGUCAAAUCUUGAGGAGAGACUCCGAGCAUGCAUGCAAAAAUUAGCAUGUGGGAAGUUGACGGGCAUCAGCGAUCCUGUCACCAUCAAGACGUCUGGAUCCAGGUUCGGAUCCUGGAUGACUGACCCUGCAGCACCGGAGGGAGAUACACGGGUGUGGUACAUGGAUGGUUACCACAACAACCGCUUUGUGCGGGAGUACAAGUCCAUGGCGGACUUCAUGACGACGGACAACUUCACGUCUCACCGCCUCCCCCACCCAUGGUCCGGUACAGGUCAGGUGGUCUACAACGGCUCCAUCUACUUCAACAAGUUCCAGAGCCACGUCAUCAUCAAGUUCGACUUCAAAACUUCCACCAUCAGCAAGUCCCGGCAGCUGGACAACGCCGGCUACAACAACAUGUAUCACUACGCCUGGGGCGGCCACUCCGACAUCGACCUCAUGGUGGACGAGGGCGGGCUGUGGGCCGUCUACGCCACCAAUCAGAACGCAGGGAACAUCGUGAUCAGCAAGCUGAAUCCCAGCACACUGCAGAUCAUCAAGAGCUGGACCACCAACCACCCCAAGAGGAGCGCCGGCGAAGCCUUCAUGAUCUGCGGUACUCUCUAUGUUACCAAUGGUUACUCUGGAGGGACCAAGGUGUACUACGCCUACAGCACUAACUCCUCCACGUACGAGUACAUAGACAUCGCCUUCCAGAACAAGUACUCCCAUAUCUCCAUGCUUGACUACAACCCUCGGGACCGUGCGCUCUACGCUUGGAACAACGGACACCAGGUUCUGUACAACGUCACACUGUUCCACGUCAUCAGCUCACAGGAACUGUAACCACAGAGGCAGGAGUAUAUACAAUAUAAUAUAUACACACAAUAGAAAGAGAGAGAUCAUUCUAUAUAUGAACAUAUAUCUAUGGGAGACUUUAUGGAAAGAGUAUCAUAUAUAGUAUAUUGUAAAACUGUACUACGAGAGAUUAGAUUAAACGUGACUGGAACUGCAACGUAGAUGAAUGUGCACUAUCUAUUGGAAUUAAAAAGAUAACCGUUUGCUAAGAAGGAAAGAAACAUGAUACAUCUAGAGAUCAAAAUUAUAUAUUGGACUGAAAAGAACAGAUGCCAAAUAAACAUCACGCCUUUUUGAAUCAUGAAUAGUAACUAUCGUAGAAGAUUGUCUUGGUGGCUCUGUGUCUGUCUCCGGAUGGACUGUACCUCCUUCCUCCUUCCUGGACUUAUCUCAGGGUCAGGGAGGUCCGAGCAAUGGACUAUGGGAUUGGUUAUUAACUGUUUGCCAACCAGGACCCCCUGGCCCCUCAGACACAGAGGGAGAACCUCGACCCUCGAACAGAUAAGGUGAAAACGGAGGAGGACCUGGUCAAACGGUUAGAACUAGGACAUUAUUUGGAGAACUGUGGGAAGAUAUUAUGUCCAGAAGACCACUGAGCCUAUGACCACAGUCUGUCACACACACUUUUAUCCAUUCAGUAGCAAAUAAAGAAGUCUGUAAACAAGUAAACAGCAACAACGUCAACAUCCAUAAGAAGACCUGGGCCUGUAUUCACCAAGAGUCUCAGAGUAGGAGUGCUGAUCUAGGAUCAGGUCCCCUCUCUUAGUCGCUCUGGAUAAGAGCGUCUGCUAAAUGACUUAAAUGUAAUGUAAAUGUUAUGCGCUAUGUUUGAAGGGCAAAUCUGAUCCGAAAUCAGCACUCACUUUUUGAAUACAGUCCCUGAAAGCACUGACUGUUGGGGCGAACUGUUGUAUUGUACAAGAAGAAGGCCGGGAUUCAAUCAGAGCCGCGUAGUAACGCACUUGACAUUCAAAGGUAAAUUGAUUGAGCCGACAUCUGCAGCGUUUCCAUAGACGCAAUCUCCGCGAACUUUGCCUCUAAAAGCCGAAUUGUCGACUGCACUAAGACGCGCCUAUCGGAUUGAAUCCCCCGGUUGAAGACUUUCCUGUGUUUGUGACUCCGUGUGAAACAGCCUUGAUUUGCAUGAGUGUUUUUUUUUACCAUUCCCGUCUGCUACCUUCUGAACGUCGUUGUGCUGUAUUAUGCUGUACCUAUUGCAGAAGGGGAUGGGGUAAAGGGUUAGUGUAGGUACCUUUGGGACUUCAGGGGAGGGGAGUUACAAAGCUGUUUGCUUUUUCACUUGUUGUUUAUAGAAUGUUUUUUUUCUUCCAAUCAGAUCAUUUUUUUUGGGGGGGGGGGGUAAUGUUCUUGUAUCACCCCCCUAACUGUUGGCACCGGCUUUGCUUCUCUGUUAGUUGGGACAUGCGUGGGGGAACCCUAGCUCAUAUGCAGUUGAUAUAUUUCAGAAGAUAAGAAAAGAAUAGAAUGUAUCACGUAAUAUAUCCAGGAGACCUGGGCUCAGUCCUAUGGCUUCAACCUAACCAUCAUCAGCCUACUGUUUGAAGUAUCCCUCUUAGUCGAGGGUAAUGAUGUUAAAUGUAUAUCUCCCCUCCCACCAACCAACAAAAGAAUAAUGCUGUUUAAAUGUAAAUCCCAUCGCAGAGGACAAUGGCUUUUCACUCUGUUUGCGCUUUUGCUGGACGUGUGUUGUACCUGAGAUGAGAUAGUUAAUGGUUUGUGUCAAUAAACAGAGAAUCUUUGUUCCGAGCUGAUGCCUCA